UCAGCACUAGCCAAUUCCUCUAUCCCUGCAUAGGACCGUUUGGGGGCCGCUCUCAAUAAGAAUGCGCAUGCCGUGCCGCCUCAGUCGCGUUUCUUCUCUUUCCUCCCAUCCUACAGUAUAUUACUGCAGCCUUCAGAAGACAUUCGUUGCUUCAGCCUUUCUUUAAGAAACUCCUCCCACAGUCGUCACUCUUUACCCAAUCUUUGCUUUUGUAAAGCUACAUAAUAUUCCUUCGAUAUCCCAGCGAUAAUCUAAUACCCACACAACCAAAAACCAAACAAACACCAUGUACUCCAAGGCUACCAUUGUCUCCAUCUUCGCUGGCUUCGCCGCCGCCCAGAUCCACCCUGCCGUCGGUGACCCAAAGGGUAACCCCAUCACCCGUCCCUUGAACGAGGUUGUCCCCAAGUGCGAGCCCUUCACCAUCACCUGGGAGCCCACCACCCCCAACUCGGUCUCGGUCCUCCUCCUCAAGGGCCCUGCCACCAACGUUGUCAAGUUCGGACCUUCUCUCGCCGAGGGCAUCAAGAACAGCGGCAGCCUGACCUGGACCCCCGCCGCUGACCUCCCCAUCACCGAGGCCAACCAGGGCUACGGACUCCAGAUCAUCGACGAUGUGACCGGCCAGUACCAGUACAGCACCCAGUUCGGUAUCUCCGCCGGCAAGUGCGGUACCGUCUCUUCGUCUGCUGCUCCUUCCGUUGCGCCUUCGUCUGCUGUUCCUUCCGUUGCGCCUUCAUCUGCGCCCGCAGCAGGUUACCCUGCUUCGUCUGCUCCCGCUGGUUACCCUGCCCACACUCCCGUUGCGCCUUCUUCGGUCGCCUCUGUUGCUCCUUACCCCACUACCAUGGCUUCUGCCCCUGCGGCCGUCGGUACCGGUGGCCUCUACCCCAACGGCACUGUCCCCAAGCCCACUGGCGGUAACAGCACCACUCCUCCUCUUCCCGAGCAGACCACCAACGCCGCUGCUGGUCUCUCCGCUGGUCUCGGCCUCGUCGGUGCUGCUGCCGCCGUCGUUGCCUUCAUGCUCUAAGCAUCUUCGCUUUUUUUCUCUCCUUCAAUUGUUGCCUCGAGGUUGCGAAAGAUGAGGUUGCUAGUACCCGCUGUGUUCGUUGACUAGCAAAAGGGAAAAAUUCUUUGGUUAAUGGAAUGAUCGCUUAUACCACUCGUGUUUAUUAUUGGCUUUCUCGUUCUGGUGGGAUGGUGUCGCUCUGCGUUGUUGAUUUGAACAUCACACGCUGUUGUGGAUAUCGACAGAAAUAUAUUAGCUUUUGGCUGAUUGCAUAAACUGAGAGUCUUCUGAGUGCCACUUGUGACAUUGUCGUUUGAAGAUGUGCAGUUAAGCCUCGUAUUUGCUUUUGUGACCGAGCUCCACAACCCUCUUUCUGCAACUAUGGACCCCCCCAACCCAACCCAACCCAA
Bipolaris sorokiniana ND90Pr is the source of this 1422-nucleotide messenger RNA. RefSeq lists its product as uncharacterized. The transcript has 2 exons. Lineage: Eukaryota; Fungi; Ascomycota; Dothideomycetes; Pleosporales; Pleosporaceae. Bases 287 to 1033 code for a protein of 248 amino acids. The record is from RefSeq and is a predicted model, not a curated record.